This is a messenger RNA of Raphanus sativus (radish), 5156 nucleotides long. RefSeq names its product probable disease resistance protein At4g19520. Gene Ontology annotation, biological process: signal transduction; defense response. The record is from RefSeq and is a predicted model, not a curated record. Gene Ontology annotation, molecular function: ADP binding. The transcript has 4 exons. Lineage: Eukaryota; Viridiplantae; Streptophyta; Magnoliopsida; Brassicales; Brassicaceae. Bases 70 to 4413 code for a protein of 1447 amino acids.
AAAAAAUACUACCAUUGCCAUUGUGACAAGAACAGAACAAAAAAAAAACACUGCCUAAUCUCGUGAAAAAUGGUGGACGGAAACGCUGUUUGCAUCAGUUUCAACAGAUGGGAGGAUACGAUACGGCACUCCUUUAUCAGCCAUCUCUCUGCCGAGUUUCGCCGCAAAAGCAUAUAUGUCUCAACCUGCCAAAACUCUGAUGAAGCUAUAGCCGAGGCUAAAGUUUCCGUGGUGAUUUUAUCCGAGAAAUCUGUUUCGAACUAUCGGUUCCUGAACGAGUUAGUGAAGGUUUCUGCGUGCCGGAGUAGCCACGGCCUGCUGGUGGUUCCAGUUUUCUACGGGCUCACCAAGUCCGUAUUGAGGAAAUAUUGCUUGCUGUUGAAAAAGAUGUAUCCUGAAGACCCGGUAGCCGACUGGCGCAAUGCUCUUCUUGAAAUCGCUGACUUGCGAGGAUACGCAUCAUCUCUUGAACGAAGCGAUUCCGAGCUUGUGGAGGAGAUCGUUGCAGACGUGCGUCAAAAGCUUGACCUCGAGGGUACAAUUGGAGUCUACUCAAGAUUGACGAAGAUACAAAACUUGAUCCACAAGCAACCACUAGGCAUUCGAAGCUUAGGGCUUUGGGGUAUGGGAGGCAUAGGGAAAACGACACUUGCAAAAGCAGCUUUAAAACAAUAUUCGGGUGACUUUGAAGCCUCUUGUUUCAUCGAAGACUUCGACAAGGACUUUCAGGAGAAGGGAGUCUAUGGGUUAUUAGAGAAACACUUGCGGGAGAAAGUUGGCUUAAGCAGUCAUGUUACGAGACUGAGCCUCCUGAUAGACACAUUACGACAAAAAAAAAUUCUUCUCGUUCUCGACGACGUGCGCAAGCCACUGGGUGCAACGACUUUUCUGUCUGAAUUUGACUGGCUCGGUCCUGGAAGCUUGGUAAUCAUAACUUCCCGAGAUAAACAAGCGCUUGUACAGUGCCAGGUCAACGAUAUAUACGAGGUUCAGGGCUUGAAGAAGCACGAGGCGCUUCAGCUCUUGUCCCGAUGUGCAUUUGGGAAAGAUGUACCAGCAGAUGAAAAACUCAUGGAGCUGUCUAUGAACCUCGUUGACUAUGCUGAAGGAAACCCUUUAGCUCUCAGCGUUUUUGGUGAAGAACUGAAGGGAAAAAAAACACUGUCUGAAAUGGAGAGUGUUGUCCGAAAACACAAGCGGCCUCCUCUUCCCGACAAGAUUUUUAACACACUCAAGAUCAGCUACGACUCGCUUGGUGACACCGAGAAGGAAAUAUUUCUGGAAAUAGUGUUUUCCUUUAGGGGAGUGAAUAUCGACGACGCGAUGCAGUUUCUUGAAGGUUGUGGAUACUUUCCUCGAGUUGGAAUCGAUGUCCUUAUGGACAAAAGUUUGGUAACUGUUUCGGACAACAGAGUACAAAUGCAUAAUUUAAUAUACGAUCUUGGUCUCCAAAUCAUCAAGGAUCCUACUGAAGAGACCGAGACGGCUUAUAGAUUCGUAGAUGCUUCCAACAUUCAAUCUCUCCUUGAAGAAAACGAAGUCAGAGAUCAUGAAGCAGCACCAACAAUGUGUAUUGAAGAUAUUAAAGGCAUUAGCUUGGACGUGUCUAACUUAGACUUGGAAGGUCAUAAUAUUGCGUUUAAGGAAAUGUACAACCUUAGAUCUCUGAAGGUUCACAGUUCCAAUGCUGUUGAGAGCCCCAUAUUAUGUCUUUCCGAGGAACCUCAGUCUUUGCCGCCUGAGCUAAGACUUCUCUACUGGACAUAUUGUCCUCUGAAAUCAUUGCCACAAAAUUUUGAUGUUCAGUAUCUUGUGGAACUCAAUAUGCCAUGCAGUCAAUUUCGGAAACUUUGGGGAGGAACCAAGAAUCUUGAGGUGUUAAAGAGGAUCACGCUCAGCAAUUCCCUUCAACUAGUUAAUGUUGAUGAACUUCAACAUUCUCGAAACAUCGAGCUAAUUGAUCUCCAAGGAUGUUCAAGUUUAAAGAGUUUUCCGGACAUGGGCCAAUCACAACAUCUCCUAGUUGUUAAUCUCUCAAACUGCAUAGAGAUCAAAUGUUUCCCAAAGGUGCCACCGUCUAUCAACAAACUGCAUCUCCAGGGAACCGGCGUAAGAGAGUUAAGUACUCUUGAUAGCUUUUCUAGUCAAGAUCUCGGCAAUCUUGUUUUCUUGAAUGUGAAAAACUGCUCUAACUUGAGAACUCUGCCUGACAUGAUUACUUUCGAGUCUCUCCAAGUUCUUAAUCUUUCUGGCUGCUCAGAACUUGAGAAGAUUCAGGGUUUGCCACAAAACGAAAUCCCAUCUUCUUCUCUGUGUAGUAAACUUGUAACACUAGAUAUGGAGAAUUGCAAAAGGCUUAUACACCUGCCGAUGGGUAUGUGUAACAUGGAAUCUCUUGCCAAGCUGAAACUAUCCGGCUGCUCAAAUCUUGAAAACAUUCAAGAUUUACCAAGAAACCUCAAAGAGUUAUAUCUGGCCGGCACAGCGGUCAAAGCCUUCCCAUCACCGUCUCUUGAGAAUCUCUCUAACCUUGUCAUAUUAAGUUUGGAGGAUUGCAAAAAGCUUCGGCAUCUACAAGUAGGAAUGAGCAAGUUGGAAUCUCUCGUCACGCUCAAACUCUCUGGCUGCUCGGAGCUGAAGACUAUAGCUGAUCUCCCUCAAAAUCUAAAGGAGUUAUAUCUUGGUGGCACUGCCAUCAGAGAACUGCCAUCUUCUAUUGGAGAUCUCGCUGAACUCGAUACACUAGUUUUGAAGAGCUGCAAAAGACUCCGACGCUUGCCGGUGGAAAUGCUGAACCUGAAUCCUCUCAAAGUUCUUGAUCUACUGAACUGCACAGAACUUGAGGUAGUUACCACUACUCUCCCAAAAGUCAGAGAGUUACGUCAAGCUCAUAAACUCACGCCACUUAGAUCAAAGCUUCCAUCUUCUGUCUCAAGAUUCUACCAACAGAUAGUCACUUUGUCUCUGCAUAAGGCGCGCUUGGAACACAUUCCUGAAGAUAUAUGUUUGAUGUCUUUGCUAAAGGCAUUGGAUCUCAGUGGCAACUGUUUCAGAAACAUUCCAGAAAGCAUCAAGGAGUUUACUAAACUGCUCAGUCUAAGGCUAUGCCAUUGCAAAAACCUCAGAGUACUCCCAGAGCUUCCCCAAAGUCUACAACUCUUGAAUGCUCACGGUUGUUCAUCUCUGAUAUCAAUUCCUCUAGACUUCUUCCAGAGUUCUAGUUACUACACAUUCAGUAAUUGCUUUCAUCUCUCGCCCUACAUGGUCAGCUACGUUCUAGCCGAGGCACAGGCUACUGUGGAAGAACAACACAUGGUGGGACCACAACGUCAGCAGAAACUUGAAAAAGUUCUGGCUGUCAGGCUGUGUCUACCCUGUCGAGAUUCUAAAUAUAGACUACACCCUUAUCUCCAACCAGGGUCUUCUGUGAUGCUAAGACUAAACCACUAUUCAAGAAGCAUGCUCGUGGGGUUUGCUCUAUUUGUUGAAGUUUCCUUCUCAAAGGAUUUUCAUAAUGCUGCUGGUUUAGGCUUCAGGUGUGUUUGCAGAUGGAAUGAUAAGAAAGGCCGUGGUCAUAGACUUGAGAAUGUUUUCAAGUGUUUGCCUCCAGGAGAGGCUGUUCCCAAGAUUACAAAAGAUCACAUGUUUGUCUUCUUUGACCUAAAAAUGCAUCCAAGCACGUUUAUCUUGGCUGAUCUAGUUGUCUUUGAUUUGUACCCUGUCAACAAUGAGGAGAAGCCUAUAGUAGGUAAUAGUGUCAAGGUGAAGAAAUGUGGAGUCUAUGUGUUUGAUGGUGCAUCUGGCAGUUCAAGUCGAAGCACAAGCACGAGAAGACCUUCUUCGUUGGAUCGAUUUAGGCUUUCAGAAGAUGAAGUCAAAAGAAGGUUGAGAGUUAGUUAUGAUGGGUUGCAAAAAAGAGAAAAAGAUGUGUUUCUGUACAUAGGAUGCUUUCUCAGUGAUGAUAAAGUUGAAAUGCCACUGCCGUUUCUUGCUAACAUUGACUUUGGGUCAACGCUAGAGGUGUUGGCCAGUAAGUCUCUCAUAGAUAUAUCUUCCAAGGGGGAGAUAAGGAUGCAACUUUUGCAAAGAAAAUUGUGUAGAGAAAUUGUACGUAGAAAAUUCAUGAUGCAUGCUAGCAAAAAAGAGUUGGUAUCUGAAUUGCUUGGCAACCGGGAGUACCGUCACUUUUUGAGCUUCAAUAAGGAAGACGCUAAGAAAAGCUUCAUCAGUUACUUUAUCUACAAGCUCAAGAUCAAUAGACUUCGUGCGCUUCAUGAUGACCAGAUCCUAAAACGUUUGCUGACUGGCAAGGCUAUAAAGGAAUCGAUCAUUGAGGGGACAGGCCUUGGUGAAGCUAUUGUAGACAGAAGCAGAAGAAGAAAGGUAGAACAGAGGAGUCGACUAAUGAAGUGAAGAGAGGUUCUGAUCUGGAUAUAGGCUGAUGAGAGUUUUGGUGCAAUUCAUCAUUUACUUCAUACAUCUUUGGAAACGUCUCCUUAAAGUGGUUUACGAGCGAGAUCCUCCAGGGUUGUUGAGAUUUGAAGAAGGAUCCACCACAAACUCAAGCUGGUGUUAACUUAAAUAACAUUGCUAAUUAACUCUGCAGCACAAGAGGGAUUAUUUGCCUACUAUCUUAAAUGUGAGAAAUCAAGACUUACCCACUUAUGUUGCACUGAUUGUUCCCCCAUCUUCACUGAUGAGUGAUGGUCCUCCUAGCCUAGGAGUCCUAGGUCUGUCACCAAGAUUCCCCUUUGUUUCCCAAGUACUCCAGAGCAUUCCAGGAUGAGUAAAGAAAGAAAGGACCGGUUUCUUCUCUUUCAGAGCUUACAGAGGUGGAAAUCAAAACUAUAAAAGAUGAUACUGGUCUUUCUCAUGGAUUCCUAACAUUCAAAUAUCAAAUACCAGACCCCCAAGAAAAGUUCAGAUCUGGUCUAUUUAUCAAAUCCUUGAUAAUAGACCAACAAGCAAGUGACACAGAAUUGUGGGUGUUCUAAACACAAAUUCAUAACAUGGCUUCUCAUGCAUGCACGUUAGCUGUCAAACUCGGAAUCGUCUCCUCCUAUCCUAGUGUUUCCAAAUGGGUCCAGAAUGUCUGCUCUGUAUCAAUUAUGUAUCUUCUUGCAUAAAUUAAUAAUAACGUGAUCAAAACUUCAAAA